AUGGUUGAAGCAGAAGAAUGUGUUUGUUGUCAGGAAAUAACUGAAAUAAUGAACAGAAACACCGAAGUUUAUGAGAAGGAAAAGUUGAAUGAAAAACCAACUUGCAUCACUGAAAGCCCACCUUUUGAAACAGUCUGUCUAAAUCAUUGGGUCCUGAAAGUUGCAGAAAUAGCAUAUAAAGAGGAACAUGGCAAAAAGGUGAUGAAAGGUUUGACAGAAAGCGAAAAGAAGCGAAAACUUGCUUGUCGCCAGUUAGUUUGGUUUUGUUGGGGGACAUGUGGCAAAGAAAUCUUAGUGAACCUGCCAUCAUGUGCACUUCUUUCUAUAAGAGCACGUUUUGCACCAUCUGAUGGGUAG
This is a messenger RNA of Paramuricea clavata, 357 nucleotides long. Lineage: Eukaryota; Metazoa; Cnidaria; Anthozoa; Malacalcyonacea; Plexauridae. The record is from the annotation of a GenBank genome assembly.